Messenger RNA from Etheostoma cragini (Arkansas darter), 1115 nucleotides. Its product is annotated as fibronectin type III domain-containing protein 11-like. Gene Ontology annotation, molecular function: protein binding. The record is from RefSeq and is a predicted model, not a curated record. NCBI's taxonomy places the organism in Eukaryota, Metazoa, Chordata, Actinopteri, Perciformes, Percidae. The coding region runs from base 96 to 1019 and encodes 307 amino acids. The transcript has 3 exons.
GAAUCAUAACGAUGCAGAUUAACAAUUUAACCAUAAACAAGUGUUACCAUUAAACUACAUAGGAUCACAGGAAGCUCAAGUAAAACAACGUAACCAUGGAUGAAAUCAACAUGGCCUGUACAAGCUUAGAGGACUGUGGAGCCCAUAAUACUCAAAUUGACCCCCUCCAAGACCUCGGCAACGAAAUCCUACAGCUGCUCUGCACCAGACUAAAUGACGACUGCAUCAUGACGAUGCAGGAAGGGCUGCGGCUCAUGCAGAGGAGCUCGUACUACUUGGAAAUCCAAGGUGAUGAUUUGCCACCAACAGCAGAUGAGCAGCAGCAAACUGUACAUUCGUAUAACAGCACGGUGUGGUCGCUCGUUGACCAGCAGAGGCUGCGGCGUGCAAUGACCCUUGCAAAAACCCAGGUGAAACUCCACCUCACUUUUCUGGGACUGCUCUUUGAAGAAAUCAUCAGGGGCAGUCAGGAGUUGGAGGCCUUUGUCCUAAAUUACAACCGGGGUUUGGUAGACAGUGACAUUGCAGCUCCCACACAGGAGAGGCUCCACCAAACCCACCAGUACCUGAAUGCCUUUGAGAGCAGAUUAAAUUGGAAACUUGGCCCGCUGGACCUGCAGAACCAGCUCAUCCAUAACACAGGCGGCCUCCCCAUACAACUGCUCAGUGUAUCACUGGCCAAGAAGAUGCCGGUUAUAUUUAAUCGGUUUGAGACUCGCACGACAUCCAACAAUGUACAUCUGUGUUGGGAAGUUGCAUGUGAGCAGUCUCAGGAGUUGAACCAAGAGUUUGAGAUCCACGUAAAGAGUUUUCAUCCAACAAUUGCUGAAUAUUGCCAGUUUACUAAAUCUACAUGCAAGUCGUACAACAUAGAGGUCAACAACCUAAUACCUGACAGGUAUUAUAAGUUCUCUGUCAAGAGAGUAGAUUCUGUAAACCUGGUGUAUGGACUGUGGGUUGAUACCCUCAUCCUGAAGACCUUGGAUAUUUCCAAGUCAGAGCAAGCUGUCUCUAAUUGAACAUAGAGCAUGAAGAAAAAUUCACAGCCUGUGUAUACGUACAAAGAGAAAUAUAUUUGAGAUGCUUUUUUGAAAAUAAAAUACCUUGUAGGAUUU